Messenger RNA from Trametes versicolor FP-101664 SS1, 1038 nucleotides. RefSeq lists its product as uncharacterized. The record is from RefSeq and is a predicted model, not a curated record. Lineage: Eukaryota; Fungi; Basidiomycota; Agaricomycetes; Polyporales; Polyporaceae. The coding region runs from base 1 to 1038 and encodes 345 amino acids. The transcript has 2 exons. Gene Ontology annotation, molecular function: protein binding.
AUGUCGACGCAUGCAACGCGGAAGCGCGCCCGAACGUCCUUGAACGAUACUUCCGACGAUCAGGACGACACGGUGACACGGGUGCAUAUUGCCCCUCGAUCACCACGCAAGCGCGACGAGGAAUUUUGGUGUAGCGACGGCAACAUCAUACUGGUCGCCGGCGACGUCGAAUUCCGCGUCUACAAGGGCAUUCUCUCCGAACACUCACCCGUGUUUCGAGACAUGUUCUCUCUACCCCAGCCUCCCGUAGCAGCCUCAUCCACUUCGAGCUCCGCAGACGACACUUGCCCCGUGGUCCAUCUAUCCGACUCCUCCGAAGAUGUGCGGCAUGUCCUGCGUGCCUAUAUGCCCAGAGGCGACCCCAGCAUGUUCUUCCCGACCGCUCCAACAUACUCGUACGAGAUGAUCUCGGCGGCGAUCCGCCUCGGCCACAAGUACGAAAUGUCGGCACUGCUCGACCGCGCGCUCAGUUAUCUCAAGAAAUACUACACCAACGACUUCGCCACAUGGGAAAGCUACAACGACUACGGGCCCCCCGGAUUCAAAUGCUGGCAACACGCGAUCGGCGUCGUCAACCUCGCGCGCCUGACGGGCGAGACCAGCAUUCUGCCGACUGCGCUGUUCAUCUGCUGCAUGAUCGGCAGCGACCUCGUCUACGGCUUCACGAACGCGGACGGCACGCAGGAGCGGCUCAGCCUGGACGACCUCGCCUUGUGCGUCACCGCGAAGGACCGGCUCGUGAAGGAGUCGAUGCGGAUCGCGUUCCGCAUCUUUCGCCCCACGCUGUCCGACACGUGCAAGAGCCCCGCGUUCUGCAUGGAGGUGUUCAAGCGGCUCUUCGGGAAGCUGGACACGCAUGUGGAUGCGCUCGUCACCCCGGACCCGCUCACGGGUUCGUUCUGGGUCGUGUUUGGGGAGGACACACCGUGUAAGGCCUGUGAGGCAAUGGUCAAAGCGCGCGAUUUGCGCGAGAGGAAAGCGAUCUGGGAGAAGCUGCCGGAUAUCUUUGGUCUAAAAUUGGAAGCCCCUGCUGCCUAG